Microtus ochrogaster (prairie vole) is the source of this 2739-nucleotide messenger RNA. Its product is annotated as protocadherin beta-6-like. Gene Ontology annotation, cellular component: plasma membrane. The record is from RefSeq and is a predicted model, not a curated record. Lineage: Eukaryota; Metazoa; Chordata; Mammalia; Rodentia; Cricetidae. Gene Ontology annotation, molecular function: calcium ion binding. Gene Ontology annotation, biological process: homophilic cell-cell adhesion. The transcript has 2 exons. Bases 359 to 2089 code for a protein of 576 amino acids.
CAACUUAAAAGUCUUUGUAAUGCUUAGAUUUGUAUAAAAGUCUUCAUAAUGUUCUGUCGGUGUUCCGUGUUUGAAAAUAUCUCAUGAAGUUAUUGAUUUGAACGCAUGGUGGCGGUGUAGGCUAAGAGAAGGAGUAAGAAGUCUUUAGAGCCCUUGGAAGCCCCGUAUCGCCUGGAAACUGAAGCAAAAUACGGAACCAUUUGCUACUGCCGCUAAGACAAAAGCACUCCGGAGAAGAGGGGUCACCGGGAACGUGUAAGACCAAAUCCAAAAAUUUCACAACAGAGACUUUCCGGAAGGCCAAAGUUACCUCCGUGAUAAAGAGCUGAAAGGGAUUUUCCCUCCUGCAUCAGUAGAGAUGCCACAAACAAAGGAGUGGUGCAAGACAAGGCAAGUGAUGAUUUUAAUUGCAUGGAUGCUUUCGUGGGAGGUGGGUUCAGAAUCAAUUCAUUAUACCGUGCCGGAGGAGACAGAAAGUGGGACGUUUGUGGCCAAUUUGACUAAGGACUUGGGACUAAGGCUGGGAGAACUGGCUGCUAGGGGUGCCAGAGUGGUUUUCAAGGGGAACAGACAGUAUCUGAAGAUUGCCCCACAAACCCAGGAUUUGGUGCUCAAUGAAAAGCUGGACCGGGAAGAGCUAUGCGGCUCCACGGAGCCUUGUAUGCUACCUUUCCAGGUGUUACUAAACAAUCCUUUGCGGUUUUAUCAGGCCGCACUGAGAGUUAUAGAUAUAAACGACCACGCCCCAGAGUUUCCUGCCAGAGAGGUGCUCCUUAAAAUAUCAGAAAUAACUGAGCCAGGAAAGAUACUCCCUUUGAAAAUGGCACAGGACCCAGAUACCGGCAGUCACAGCAUUCAGAGCUACACUGUCAGCGACAACCGUCACUUCCACGUACUCACUCGCAACCGCAGCGAUGGCAAGAAGUUCCCUGAGCUAGUGUUGGACAAAGCAUUGGACCGUGAGGAGCAGGCUCAGCUCAGACUCACGCUCACUGCGGUGGAUGGCGGGUCUCCCCCCAGGUCAGGGACCACAGAGAUUCAAAUACUUGUCUUAGAUAUAAAUGACAACACUCCGGAGUUUGCUCAGGAGCUCUAUGAGGUCCAGGUCCCUGAGAACAACCCCAUUGGUACAUUGCUUCUUACCGUCUCAGCGAGAGAUUUAGACACAGGAUCCUUUGGAGAGGUUUCUUAUGCACUGUUUCAAGACGACGAUGUUAACGAGCCUUUUGUAAUAAACUCAAAGACAGGAGAAAUUCGACUGAGAAGCGCCUUGGAUUUUGAAGCGUUUCAGUCCUACCAUGUGGGUGUUGAGGCCAUGGAUGGCGGUGGGCUAACAGGAAAGUGUUCUUUAGUCGUGCAGGUAUUGGACGUGAAUGACAAUGCUCCGGAAGUGAUCCUAUCCUCUCUCAACAGCCCCAUCCCUGAAAAUUUGCCAGGUAUCAUAGUAGCAGUGUUCAGUGUUUCAGAUGCAGACUCGGAAAAUAACCAGGAGGUUAUGUGUUCCAUAGAUGACAAUCUUCCAUUUCUUCUAAGACCAUCCGUGGAGAAUUUCUAUACUUUGGAAACAGAUAGGGCACUAGACAGAGAGAGCCGAUCUGAGUACAACAUCACCAUCACAGUCACCGACAUGGGCACACCCAGGCUCACAACCCAGCACACCAUAACAGUGCAGGUGCUGCUGGUGGAUGGCUUCUCUCAGCCCUACCUGCCUCUGCCUGAGGUGGCGCGAGAACCCGCUCAGGAUGAGGACGCACUCACGCUGUACCUGGUCAUUGCCUUGGCAUCUGUGUCUUCGCUCUUUCUCUUGUCAGUGCUGCUGUUUGUGGGGGUGAGGCUGUGCAGGAGGGCCAGGGCAUCCUCUCUGGGUGGCUGCUCUUUGCCUGAGGGCCACUUUCCUGGUCACCUGGUGGAUAUCAAUGGCACAGGAACCCUGUCACAGAGCUACCAGUAUGAGGUUUGCCUAAGGGGAGACUCUGGGACUGGUGAGUUCAAAUUUCUAAAGGCAAUUAACCCCCAAUUUCCUACUUUGGAAUCUGAGAGGAAAACAGAGGAAAGUCCUAAACUUCGGAAUAGCUUCCUUUUCCUCUAAAUACUGUAGUGUAGUAGUAAAUUCUGUUUAACCUUCGAAAGUGCUUUUAAGCUGAAUGUGCAUGCUACUGGUGUAUGUUUGCUGAGGCUUAUUGUAUUACAUCUUAUACUAGUUCCUGGAACUGGAAUCCGGUGUCUCAAGCAUGUUAGGCAAAAUCAACAUAGAGCUAAAUUGUCAACCUGUUUGUUUGUUUGUUUUUUCUAUUUUUGAGAUGUGGUCUCACUCUGUAGACUAUGGUAGUCUGGAUCUUGCUAUGUAGAACUGUCUGGCCUGGAACACAGAGAGACCCACCUGCCUCUGUCCCCUUAGUACUAUGAUUAGAGACCUCAGUCAUAAUGUCUCAUCUGGCUUGCCCUGUUGCUAUUAUUCGUGAGAUUGUACCCUUUUUUUCAAGACAUGGUUUCUCUGUGUAGCCCUGGCUGGAACUAGCUCUGUAGUCUAGGAUGUCCUUGAACUCAGAGAUCUGCCUGCUUCUGCCUGCCAAGUACUGGAAUAAAAGGAAUACCCCACCACUGCCCAGUCAAAUUUGUUUUUUAAAUGGUCAGUUUCUGGAGAUUCCACCAGCUUCUCAAUUGCACUUCAUAGCUGUAUUUAAAUUAGAGGCACUAACCUGUAUUUGGCAACUUAAAUAAAAAGUAUCUUUAGUAAAA